Molecule: messenger RNA, 1421 nt
Organism: Lingula anatina
Lineage: Eukaryota; Metazoa; Brachiopoda; Lingulata; Lingulida; Lingulidae
Product: sulfotransferase 1C2
Molecular function (GO): sulfotransferase activity
Source: RefSeq, a predicted model, not a curated record
AAGGUUAAAAUGCAGUGCAGUUAAAAAUCACGGGAUAAGCAUUACACUACUGAUUACAUUUCUGUCAUUUCUAGCAUACAGGCAUGGCCGACGGAUCUACCACCCCCGGGUUUAAUUUCAACAACCCAGAAAAAGACCCAGAGGACACGAAAUUCGUACUGACCGACGGAGAUGGCCUUCCAUUUGAAUGGAAACAGUACCAGGGACUAGUGGGUCUCCCCGCAAUGCCCAAUAUUGUCGAACGAUUGAAACUUCUUCCAAAGUUUGUUGCCCGUGAGGAAGACACUUGGAUUUGCACCUACCCAAAAUGCGGCACCCACUGGAUAUGGGAGAUCGCUUCAAUGGUCAUCAACGGUAAGGCGGAAACAAUUCCAGUGCCAAAAGAAGAUUAUUUCAUAGAAUGUACAGACCUGUCUUCGUUGGACUCCAAACCUUCCCCACGAGUUCUAAACACCCAUCUACCGCUUGACUGCAUCCCCAAAGACGUGUUUACUAAGAAGAACAAAAUCAUCCUCCUCAUUCGGAAUCCUAAGGAUGCCUAUGUGUCUAUGUACUACCAUAUGACGGGGAUGAAGCAGAAGAACUACAAUGGAACGUGGAACGGAUAUUUCGAACUCAUACCACAAUCAAUUAAGUACGAAAAGAGCUAUGGUAAUUGGAUGUUCUACCAUAAAAGAUUUUGGGAAUAUGCCAAAGAGCACACGGAUACAGUUCUUGCUUUAAAAUAUGAGGAGAUGCUGAAGGAUCCAGUUAGUCACGUGCGUAAAGUUGCAGAAUUCCUCGGCAAACCCAUUGACCAGAAACUCUGUGAAGCAAUCGCAGAAAAAUGCAGUUUUGAACACAUGAAAAAGGCCAAACAAACAAAAGGGAUGGCUGGACCUGAAGGUGAAAAACACGCCAAACCGGAUGAAAAACAUUGGCGCGACAAGGCUCAUGGCAUGUAUAGAAAAGGAAAAGUUGGUGACUGGAAGAACCAUUUCACCGUGGCUCAAAGCGAACGCUUUGAUGCACUUUACGAGGAACAGAUGAGAGGAAGCGAUUUGACCGUGGAUUUCGAAGCUGCUUAAUGACUUUAGAGGAAAUUUGUUACAAAAUUUUUUAGAGAGCAAGUUUAAAUAUGAUUUAUUAGGAUGGGAUGAAGCCAUCUAAUAUUACUUAAAAACAUUUUCCGGUUGAAACUUUUACUGUCGCAUGUGACUUUACCGAGUAACAUUGAGUCAUCAGCGUAAUUAUUUCAAUACAGAAGGUUCUCGAAUCCACAUCAUUAUCAGGCCCGUAGCCAACAAUUUCAAAAGGGGGGGGGUCUUUUUCCGAAAAAGUGAACCUUUUACAAUGAAUCCUUAGUGCACAUUUACCCAGAUUAGACCUUUUCCUGACAAAAAGGGCGGUUCUUUCGAACCCCCCGAACCCCCCUGGCUACG